Messenger RNA from Capsicum annuum, 1938 nucleotides. Its product is annotated as protein TIC 56, chloroplastic. NCBI's taxonomy places the organism in Eukaryota, Viridiplantae, Streptophyta, Magnoliopsida, Solanales, Solanaceae. The record is from RefSeq and is a predicted model, not a curated record. The transcript has 6 exons. The coding region runs from base 144 to 1682 and encodes 512 amino acids.
AUAUGCAGAAUUAUUUAUGGCCGGCUUCAACUCAAACCAACCGCAUGUCCCUCGUCUUCCUCAUCUUUCAUAUUAUACUCUAACCCAGAUAAAACCAAAACCCAUAAACCCUAAACUUGGGAGUUGCAUUUUCUCAUUCAUUAAUGGCGUCAAUUAAUUUCAACCCAUUCAACAACAAUUGGUUCAACAAACCACCUUCAACACCAUUUCAACCAAUUAAUCUCCUAUCCCAUUUUAAUUCCCUAAAAUGGGAACCCCAUCAGCAUUCCCUCCUUCCUUUUGCUUCCAUUUCAAAUCCAUUUUCAAGAAAACCCAAAACAUCUCCAGGUGGUCAUUACCGGAAAAUGCUGGAACAGUAUUAUUGGGAAUGCGAGACCCGACCCGACUUCCGACAUGCUCCAGAAGUUGAGCGGAUUCUCAACGAGGACGACCCGAUUUUCGAGAAGAAGGAGAACCCGACUCAGGAGGAAAUUGAGGAGAAUGACAAGUGGUUGGCUGAGUUUAGGGAAAGUCCAGUGGUACAGUUCUUGGCUCAAGCUGAAGAGAUUGCUGAUAAAAUCAAUGAACUUGAGCUUAAAGAGAAUUCCGCUCCUUAUCGAAGUGAAGAUAAGAAACUGUGGCAGGCAGUGCCAAAUGUCAUUGGAUUGGAUGGGAGGCCAAUGCCCAGAAAAGCCAUAAAGACGAAGAAGGAAUCAAAUGAUAAGUUUUGGGAUUUUGCAAGGCAGUUCUUUUUUGGGCUUUGGGGAUUUCGUCAACGACCAUACCCACCUGGAAAGCCCAUUGAUGCUGCACAGGCUAUUGGGUACAAAAAGCUUGAAAAGCGAUAUUAUGAUUUUAUUAUGCGGAGCGGUGGGUGGUUCUACAAGGAUCGAUUAGGUCGUUCUAGGGGACCCAUGGAAUUAAUACAGCUUAAGACUGCUUGGGGUGCUGGAAUCAUUGAUAAGCAUACCUUCAUUUGGGGUGAGGACAUGGAUGAAUGGGCGCCCAUUGGAAUGGUAUACGGUCUGGAAAAAGCAAUUGCCACUUGGGAAGUUAGACUAGGUGCUGCUGCUACUGCUCUCCUUCAUAAACUACAGAAAGGUAUACCUCCUUGGGUUCCUCUCAGAGGACAUGAGCCGAAGACAUAUAAGCAGAUGCAAGAAGAAGCUUAUGAAAGUAAAAGGCGUGAUUUGGCUGUGCUAGAAGCAAAUGGUGGUGUCUGGCCUGGUGUAAGGACUCCGAGUCAUGCCUUGUUUCUUUGGGCUAGUGGCUCAGAGCUGACAUCAAUUUUGGAGGCUGACCACAUGCCAAACAAAUAUAUCCCAAAAGAUCUCAGGAAAGAAUUAGAGAAGGUUAUUCCUGGAUUGAGGCCAUGGGAAGUUCUAAGUGUUGAACAAGCCAUGGAUCAAAUAACAUAUGGUGGUGAAUGGUACCGUGAGCCUUUUGGGACAUACACAACAGGCCCUCCAUAUAUUGAUGACUGGAACGGGGAUGUCAUGAGAUUGUUUGAGAUAUUCCAUGACCUCAGCGUCCAGGUAUACAACAAGCUGAACAGGACAGUUCCCGGUUUUGGUACAGUAAUGGAGAAAGUUCAAAUUGAUUCAGCUGCCAGACAAACUAGAAGGAUGCAGAAGAGGGCUGCAGAGAAGAGGGCCGAGGAGGAACUUGCUUUGUUUGGCCGUGUUCCAAGUGAUGAUGAGUAACAUUACUGGUUCAUCUUGACUACAUUUUGAACUCAAAAAGAUUCUGUAAAUCAAAAUUCAGAUGUCGACGCGUUGAUGGUCAUUAUCUGAUGCAAUUUAGGACUUGCUAGAUUUCACAUUUAACAGACUUCAAUGAGUUGAUAACCUUUCGGGUACGAGCACUUGAUACAUAUUGCAUAUAGGUUGCAAAUAGCAACACUAGCUAUUCCUUCUUUUAAUAUGACAGUCUCAAAUAUUCCAGCAGGUUUUUCUUCUA